Molecule: messenger RNA, 2839 nt
Organism: Tripterygium wilfordii
Lineage: Eukaryota; Viridiplantae; Streptophyta; Magnoliopsida; Celastrales; Celastraceae
Product: probable galactinol--sucrose galactosyltransferase 6
Exons: 6
Coding region: 98-2623 (841 amino acids)
Source: RefSeq, a predicted model, not a curated record
GCGUCGUUGGAUAAUAUGACCAAGUGUGACACGACACGAUCCUACUGAACCGGACGAGAAAGUCUGUAUUUCUAAAGAAGACGAUUGGUUACUGACGAUGGUGUCUAUGCAUCACAGUAUUCGAUCUCCCGCUAUAAAUAUUGUCUCCCGCUUUCAUUUUUCUUCACAAUUGGCUUUGCGAUCUGCGUAUCGCCCUUACAUUUCAAAGCCUCGCCAGAAGCGCUCUUCUAGUGUUGUUUCUGUGAAUCUCCAUAGAAAGAAUUUUGGUGUUUACCUUUUAAAGAAAAGCGAGUUAACUGCACCGUUAAAAAGGGCCCAGGAGGAAGAGAAGAAAGAAGCGAUGACGAUCAAACCAGUGGUAAAAAUCGCCGACAGGAAGGUAAUCGUCAAAGACAGGACGAUUCUGACCGGAGUACCGGACAAUGUGAUCGCCACGUCCGGUUCAGCCUCAGGCCCGGUGGAUGGAAUCUUCCUCGGCGCGGCGUUCGAGGAGGAGAACAGCAAGCAAGUGGUCUCGUUAGGCACUUUGCGGGACGUCCGGUUCAUGGCUUGCUUCCGGUUCAAGCUCUGGUGGAUGGCCCAGAAAAUGGGCGACCAAGGGAGGGACAUUCCUCUCGAGACUCAAUUCCUUCUGGUGGAAACCAAGGACGGCACCCCCCUCGAACCGGACGAUGGAAAUGAAGAAAAUCAGAUCGUCUACACUGUUUUCCUACCUCUGAUCGAAGGAUCUUUCCGAUCUUGCUUGCAAGGCAAUGUCAACGACGAGCUCGAGCUUUGCCUCGAGAGUGGCGACAGCGACACUAAAGCGUCGUCGUUUCAGCACUCUGUUUUCAUCCACGCCGCGACAGAUCCUUUCCUCGCAAUUCACGAGGCAGUCAAAGCCGUGAAACUCCACCUGAAGACUUUCCGGCAACGCCAUGAGAAAAAAUUGCCUGCAAUCGUCGAUUACUUCGGUUGGUGUACCUGGGACGCCUUUUAUCAAGAAGUGACACAGGAAGGAGUCGAAGCCGGCCUCGAGACCCUUGCCGCCGGCGGCGCUCCAGCUAAAUUCGUGAUCAUCGACGACGGAUGGCAAUCAGUCGGCGGCGAUCCACGAGAAGAAGAUACCAGUAAUCAGGACAACCAACCUGCGCAGUUGCUAAGGUUGACCGGGAUCAAGGAGAACGACAAGUUCCAAAAGAAAGACGAUCCGACGGUCGGGAUCAAGAACAUCGUCAACAUAGCGAAAGAGAAAUACGGAUUGAAAUACGUGUACGUAUGGCACGCGAUAACUGGAUACUGGGGAGGAGUCCGACCCGGCGUGAAGGAGAUGGAGGAGUACGAUUCGGCGUUGAAGUUCCCGAUGGUGACCAAAGGUGUUGUGGAGAACGAGCCGACGUGGAAGAACGAAAUAAUCGCACUUCAGGGAGUCGGGGUUGUGAACCCGAAAAAAGUAUACAAGUUCUACAACGAGCUUCACAGUUAUCUGGCGGCUGCCGGGAUUGAUGGUGUGAAGGUCGACGUGCAGUGCUUGUUGGAGACUCUCGGUGCCGGUUUGGGUGGCCGGGUCGAGUUGACUCGGCAAUACCAUCAAGCCCUUGAUUCGUCCGUUGCAAGGAAUUUCCCUGACAAUGGUUGCAUCGCUUGCAUGAGCCACAAUACUGAUGCACUCUACUGCUCGAAGCAGACGGCGGUGGUGAGAGCAUCAGAUGAUUUCUUUCCACGUGAUCCAACUUCCCACACCAUUCAUAUUGCUGCGGUUUCAUACAACAGUGUGUUCCUUGGAGAGUUCAUGCUACCUGAUUGGGACAUGUUCCACUCGCUCCAUCAAGCGGGUGAGUACCACGCAUCAGCCAGGGCCAUUAGUGGUGGGCCAGUCUACGUUAGCGAUGCUCCUGGGAAGCACAACUUUGAGUUGCUAAAGAAGCUGGUCCUCCCAGAUGGGUCCAUUCUUAGGGCCCGUUUGCCUGGCCGGCCCACUAAAGAUUGUUUAUUCACUGACCCAACCCGAGAUGGUGUUAGCUUGUUGAAAAUAUGGAACAUGAACAAGUACACUGGGGUGCUGGGAGUCUACAACUGCCAAGGAGCAGCAUGGAACAGUGUUGAAAGAAAGAACACCUUCCACCAAACCGGAAGUGAGGCCUUAACCGGUGCCAUCAGGGGUCGAGAUGUCCAUCUCAUCGCUGAAGCUGCGAUCGGCCCUGACUGGAAUGGUGAUUGUGUUGCUUACUGUCACCGGAGCGGCGAACUUGUGAGCUUGCCUUACAAUGCAUCAUUGCCAGUUUCCCUCAAGGUCCUUGAGCAUGACAUUUUCACUGUGACGCCCAUCAAAGUUAUAACUCCUGGCUUCAGCUUUGCACCUCUGGGUCUGAUCAAUAUGUUCAAUGCUGGUGGUGCCAUUGAUGGGCUUGAAUACCAACUCAUAGAUGCUACCUGCAAGGUUUCAAUGGAGGUUAAAGGAUGUGGAAAGUUUGGUGCUUACUCAUCGGCUCAGCCGAAACGAUGCAUUGUGGAUUCGAUUGAGGUUGAUUUUGAAUAUGAUUCAUCGUCCGGGCUGGUGAAAUUCAAUCUGGAUAGCCUGCCUGAGGAGGGCAAGAAACGUGCAGUUGAAGUGGAGUUAGUUUUGAUGAAUGUUAGGCUGUAGGAUGGAGGUCUGGUAGGGCAUUUCAUGGAAGGAGAUUUGACAAUUUUCCCUUUGAAUUAGCAGUUGUCAUCUUGAAUCUUAUGUAGUUGGAACUUGGAAAGGGAAAUUUUAAAUAAAGUUUUAUUCUUCUCCUUUGAUACACGCAAAAGAACUCCAAUCCAUGUCUAGUCUGUUAGUUCUCCUUCAGUAAUAAAAAUUUUCAUGCUUUUAAUGUAA